Messenger RNA from Elephantulus edwardii (Cape elephant shrew), 1014 nucleotides. RefSeq names its product biphenyl hydrolase-like (serine hydrolase) (gene BPHL). Bases 1 to 1014 code for a protein of 337 amino acids. The transcript has 8 exons. The record is from RefSeq and is a predicted model, not a curated record. NCBI's taxonomy places the organism in Eukaryota, Metazoa, Chordata, Mammalia, Macroscelidea, Macroscelididae.
AUGUUGGCUAAAAACAGGAAACCCACCCCACCCCCACCCCCGGUAGCCUGCUUACAGUACAGUGGGCCUCCAGCUCGCAGGAAUAGACCUAUGGACCCAGUUGGUGGUGGUCUCAACAGGCAUUUCAGUGCUUUUAUAGGUAAGCCCUGGGCUAGGUGCUGCAAGGCAUCUAAGCAUGAAGACACAGCCCAGGUUCAUUUGCCAUAUGAUGAAGAUACAAUGCAUGGUUGGGUGUUUUCUUUCAGCACCUCAUGGACCUCAGCAAAAGUGGAUGUGAAUGGUGUUCGUCUACACUAUCAGCGCACUGGAGAGGGAGAUCACGCAGUCUUGCUGCUUCCUGGACUGCUAGGAAGUGGAGAGACUGAUUUUGAACCUCAGCUUAAGAAGCUGAAUAAGAAGCGUUUCACUUUGGUUGCCUGGGAACCUCGAGGCUAUGGACAUUCCAGACCUCCAGAUCGAGACUUCCCAGUGACUUUUUAUGAAAGGGAUGCCAAAGAUGCUGUUGAUUUGAUGAAGACACUGAAGUUUCCGAAGAUUUCUCUUCUGGGAUGGAGUGGUGGUGGGAUAACGGCACUUGUUGCAGCUGCAAAAUACCCAUCUUACAUCAACCAGAUGGUGAUUUGGGGGGCCAGUUCCUAUGUCACUGAUGAGGAUGAAAGGAUUUACCAGGGAAUCCGAGACAUUUCUAAAUGGAGUGAAAGAACAAGAAAAUCAUUAGAAGCCCUUUAUGGAUAUGACUACCUUGCUCAAACCUGUGAAAAGUGGAUGGAUGGUGUUCUCCAGUUCAAGCAUCUGCAAGAUGGCAAUAUCUGCCGGCACUUGUUGCCCCUCAUUCAGUGCCCCACAUUGAUUGUCCAUGGGGAGAAGGACCCUAUAGUCCCAUGCUUUCAUGCAGAAUUCAUCCAUAAACAUAUUAAAGGAUCACGGUUGCAUCUGAUGCCUGAAGGAAAGCACAACGUGCAUUUACAUUUUGCAAAUGAAUUCAACAACUUAGUGGAGGACUUCCUACAGUGA